Messenger RNA from Enterobius vermicularis (human pinworm), 1335 nucleotides. Lineage: Eukaryota; Metazoa; Nematoda; Chromadorea; Rhabditida; Oxyuridae. The record is from the annotation of a GenBank genome assembly.
AUGCUUCGUGCAAUUGAGGAUUUCAAUUAUUUUGUUGGCGAAAUAGAAUGGUGUCGUACAAAAUGUGCUAAAAUUUUAGACACAAAAAAAUUCAAAGAGAUGUCACUGGACGAUGAAGAGCUGUUUGGCAUUGAAUAUAUGUACGGUAAUGCUCAACGAGCUUUAUGCUUAUUCCGCUGUAAAAGCGAUCGUUUUACCGCUGAACGACCACCGCUGACAAAUCCGUCAGUGAUGGACGAAUUUCAGAAUCGAAAACCAUAUCAGUAUUUGCAGUUCUGUUAUUGGAAAGUCAACGACUUAGUGUUGGCUACACAAAGUGCUUAUACAUACUUGAUUGCAAAUCCAACUGAUUCAGACGCCUUGGAAAAUGUUGCAUUUUAUAUGGAACAAAAAAAUUUCAAAGAUUCUAUGUUGGUGGAUGCAAUGCGAAAGCCAUAUGAAGAGAAAUACAUGAGAGGCGUGGCUGCUUACAACGAAAUGGACUUCCAAAAUUGUAUCAAAGACUUAGAAUCAGCUAUUAACGAGUUCUACGAAGAAGAACAACGAUGUCGUCGAAUGUGCGAAGAUAAACUGGAUUGGGAUGUAUUUGAAGGGGCUAAUCCUGAGCUAACCAUUGUUCUGACAAGUAUCUAUACGUCUGUUUUACGAUGUAAGAAUAGUUGCGCUAAAAAGCUGUCGUUUGUUAAUGGACAUGACGAAGGGAAUUUUUUGUCUAAAAGCUAUGAAUAUCUGCAUGUGUGCCAGUAUAACUUGAAAAGGGGUCGGGAUGCGUGUCAGUCAGUGGCCAGCAGUAUUCUUUUGGAUCCGGACAAUCCUAUGAUGCGCCAGAAUAAGCACUUUUAUAUGAAACUUUAUGGCGAUGAAAAACUGUUUGAACCGUUACCACAUGUAGUUAAAUUCUAUAAACGAGAUUUGAUGGAAAACCAUUUUUUGGAUUUUGUCGAUCAACGAUUUAAAUAUGAAAAUGGAGAGUUACCACCAGAACGGAAGGAGGAUCGAACUGCAAUGAUUACAGAUGUUCCAACUGAUGAUCAUUUUGACUACAGACAACUGGAUCAAGAACUAUUAAACGAGGCUGAAUGUGGUGCCUUGAGUGUGGCAACGAUUUUUGCCAGUCAAAAGAUGACACAGUUUCAUUUAGUUAAAGAACUUCAAACACGACUAGAGCAAAGGUACGGAGUACAGUCAACAUUUGUGAAAUUAUCCUGUUCAAAGAUUGACGAAAAUUCAAAUUGUAAACAUCGUUUAAUAAUUAUUUCUUUAGACAGAUUACGAUGUGGUAGAUUUUUGAGUACAGUUGAUAUUGGAGAAUGUUUUGCAAUGUUUUGUGUUUGA